CACAAGCAUAAAAAGGAUCUCUCAUCUAACCCACUCGUAGAAAUACAAAUAUUAUAUACAGUUUUUAUGUAUGUAAAGACCACACAGUCACAUGUAGCAGAAGCUACAAUAUGGGUAUACGUUGCACAGAAAGUGAAGAGGAAGAGAGAAACUGUACAUUUGUUGAGCCCAAAAUAAAGAGAAAAUGUGUGUUCAAGGUGCAGAGGAAGAGACAGAGGGAAUGGAAAAUCUCAAAAAUGAUGAUGAAUCAUGUAUAAAGUCUUCGUCUUUGCAGCCUCAAGCUGAUUUCGCCACUGCCCAGAAUGAGAAUGGGGGCAAGAAUUCAUCGGCUUUGGAGAAUGUUUCUAUGACAAAUUCAGUCCCGCUGGAAAGCAUUAGAGAAGAUGCGGCCAUUAUAAACAGGAAACACAAUGUGUUGAAUAACUUCCUUCCUGCCCUGCGGUUCGGGGAGUGGUCCGAUAUUGGACGGCGGUUGGACAUGGAGGACACUCACAUUUGCAUUCCAGACUUAGCUAUGAAUUUUGGUAGUAGUAUACAUGGCGAGGAGGCUGUCUCCUUCUAUGGUGUGUUUGAUGGACAUGGGGGAAAAGGUGCAGCGCAAUUUGUACGCGACCACUUACCAAGAAUCAUUGUUGAGGAUGCUGAUUUUCCAUUGAAACUUGAGAAAGUGGUCACGAGAUCUUUUGUGGAGACGGACACUGCCUUUGCAAGAUCUUGCUCGAUUGAGUCUACUCUGUCCUCUGGCACAACUGCUCUCACUGCUAUGAUAUUUGGCCGAUCAUUACUUGUAGCAAAUGCGGGAGAUUGUAGGGCUGUAUUGUCUCGCCGUGGACUGGCUAUAGAGAUGUCAAAGGAUCACAAGCCUUGUUGUGUUGACGAAAGGACACGGAUCGAAUCGCUUGGAGGAUUCAUUGACGGCGACUAUUUGAACGGGCAGUUAAGUGUGACUCGGGCAAUAGGUAACUGGCAUAUUAAAGGACUGAAGGAGGGGGAAAACGGCGGACCAUUAAUUGCUGUGCCAGAACUUAAAUUGAUGACCCUAAUGAAAGAAGACGAGUUCUUGAUAUUAGGCAGUGAUGGAAUAUGGGAAGUUUUUAGAAGCCAAAACGCAGUGGAUUUCGCUAGGAGGAGACUCCAAGAACACAAUAAUGUGAAAUUAUGCUGCGAAGAUAUUGUGAAUGAGGCCAAAAAACGAGAGGCUACAGACAAUUUGACAGUUGUGAUGGUUUGUUUUCAUUCUGAGCCACCACCUCCUGUUGUGGUGCAGAGAUCUAGAGUUCGAAGGAGCAUUUUUUCAGAGGGUCUUCAGAACAUUAAAGUUCUGCUUCAAGGUUAGAGAUAUAUUUUACCCUUGGAUGGCCAAAAUCAGCACCAUCUACAGUAAUUCUUAUGAUUAUGAUGAUUAUAAUUGGAUAUUGUCAUAACCUGUAAAUAUGUCAUAUGAUUGACAACGUUUUUCCUUUCAUAAAGCUUGAUUUUGUUGUCAAGUGAAUGAGUUGGCACCAAAUAAAGCAUGAGGCUAUACUGGUGUUGUAAGAUACAGAAGCAGGUUCAAGUUAAUUCUGGUCUUUUUUUUCUACUUACUAUGCAUAAUGACUUUUUAGGUUAUUCUGUGCAUUGCAUUCUUCUUUUCGUAAUAGUAAAAGACGGUUGCUAA
Olea europaea var. sylvestris is the source of this 1657-nucleotide messenger RNA. Its product is annotated as probable protein phosphatase 2C 27. The record is from RefSeq and is a predicted model, not a curated record. Gene Ontology annotation, molecular function: cation binding; protein serine/threonine phosphatase activity. The coding region runs from base 185 to 1336 and encodes 383 amino acids. The transcript is spliced from 5 exons. NCBI's taxonomy places the organism in Eukaryota, Viridiplantae, Streptophyta, Magnoliopsida, Lamiales, Oleaceae. Gene Ontology annotation, biological process: protein dephosphorylation.